Molecule: messenger RNA, 5927 nt
Organism: Schistosoma spindalis
Lineage: Eukaryota; Metazoa; Platyhelminthes; Trematoda; Strigeidida; Schistosomatidae
Source: the annotation of a GenBank genome assembly
GACCUUGCAAGUAUCAACUUUGUAAAUUUGGUUCAAAACCGAUUGGUGUGUGAGUGUGGGUUCAUUUUUGUGGAUGGUUCUCUUUUCGUUCAAUGAUAAUAAGUGUUAAAAGUGGCCGUUAUCGUCCAUGGAAUCACCUGAGAAGCAAACUCCCAGGUCUAGCAAUGCAUUUAAAAACAAGCUUGGGCGAGGUCGAACCGCCUCACACGUCAAGAGGUCUGAUGAUAGGACGAGUCGUUCAAAGGCUAGUAGACGUACAUCUGUAGACUCAAGGAAAAAAAGUAAUCCUAAAUGUAGUAGAGGAAAAGCUUAUGCUAAGGUGAUUACUAUGUUUAAAUAUUCAGUGAUGUAUACACUACAAUCGCCUAGUAACUACAAUCAACUAAGCCAGUAUGUUUUUGUGUUUGCUGGAACAUUUAAUGGAACUCACUUAUUCAAACCAAAUCUCAACGUAGAAUCCCGAAUGGUCGUAUUGCUAGCCGUUCUGCUUUGUACAGGUUAAAAUGCAGAACUUCGCAGGCUGUGUAUGUUACUAAACGACCAUAUAGGCGUCGUAUUCCAGAUGUCAAUUCUCAGGCAAAUAAUUCAAAAGAUAUUUUACCACAAACUAACUCUGAGUUUGGUAUCAUUCCUACUGAUGAAAACCCAGUUGAGCAGGUUCAAUCGGUCAGCUGUUCCAACAGACCAACAGGUCUUAAACGAAAAUACACUCGACGCAAUUCAUCUUCAAGAUUUUCUUAUACUAAAAAACCUAAUGCUAGAAGUACACAGUCCAACUACACUAACUCAAUUGUUGAUUUUAAUAACUUGGUUAAAAAACAGGAAGCAUUUGUACGGGCUUUUGCUAUCCCAACACACUUGUAUAGAUAUCUUUCCCAUCGUCAUCGUGAUCGUCCAUUAUAUCUGGACCGUACUCUCAGCUACUUGAUGCCAAAUCCAUCUCGUAAACAGUCGUCUGGUUCACGCCGAAGCAUAAACAGGAUUGUAGAGCGUCUAAUUGAAAGACGAAAAGAUUGCGGACAGAACGAUGAAUUAAAGGAUUCCAGUAAGUACUUAGAAUCCAUUUCGUCUUCCUCUUCAACUACUCCUGGUGAAUUGCCUCAAGAAUUAGAACUCGUUUUUGAAGGCUUUUACGAUAGUGAAAAAGAAGUGGAUUGGGUCACCGUGGACGCUUCUGUUAAUGUUCAUUUACGCUUUGGAUGGGCAUGGCGCCGUAAAAUAUGUCCAGAUGAUACAAUUUUAAAUAUAACGCCAAAUCCAAUUCGGAUAAAUUGUUACAGUCAUUCAACUGGUUACACUUCCCUAGUUAACUCACCACCCACUUCUAAUAAUGAUAAUAGUAUUACUGCUACUACAAAUACUAUCCAUACCGCUUGUCGUUUCUCUUUAACCGAUCUAAUUAAUCAAGUUAAAUGGAAUACAUCUAGUGGUCGUUUAACAUCUGCUCAAUUGGAGUUACACGUUUCCGCCACUGAACGACGUUGGUUAAAACGUCCCGAUUUAAGUCACGGAGCAGUUAGUUUGAAUGGAAUUACUUCGAACAUUUCAAACAACUUAACAAAUCAUAUUGUUAAUCAUAUAAACCAUAACAAUAAUAGUAAUAAUAACCCAUCCCAAAAUUCGUCAAAAAGUGCUCAUACUGAUGGGAAAAACAACAAUAGCCAUGUAACAUUUAUCAAUAGUAAUCCAUUGCGUAAAGGUGGUUUAAGUUCAAGUUCCUAUCCAGUUCAAUAUGCUACAGCUCCAUUACCUUUGAUCGUAUCUUCGAUUGGUUUCGAUAGCCCCAAUACCGGUCGUCAACUGCUUCUGACUCCUGGUUUAUAUGAAUUACGCCUUGGUGUAGACACAUCCGACGGCAAUGGUAGUAAUGGUGGAGUGAUGAAUAAAGUUAUACCAUUAAAAUGUUUGGAUGACAAUGUAAGUGAAAAGUCAUAUGUUUCGGCUAACAACGACCAAGCAAGUGACACGUGCUCUAGUCAAGUUGAAUGGAGGCGCAUUCGGUUUCCUAAUUCUUCCACGGCACUAGAUGAGUAUUCUCGAUGGCCUCGUCUUCGAUUUUCUGUCAUAUGGCAUAAUAAAUCUGAAAAUAAUCAGAUCAUUUCACCUUGUAGAUCAAUGGAAACUCGAAGACAAGAUAAUACCCAUAUACAUGCGGAGGGUCGAUCCUCUCUUACACGUUCCAUGACAAAUUCUCAUAAUCGAGAUGUAAUCAAGUCGCAAAAUCAGUCUGCCACACCGCAUAAACAAAUAGUUUUGAAGGAGUCUUGCGAUUCUUCUGUAUUCAAAGAUUCAACCGGUUUAGAUAAAUGUCUUUCUAAUCGUGUACAACAAAGUCUCUCUGCUCAUUUUGGACCAGAUGUUAAUAAGCCCACGUCUACGAAGACGCCACACUUAAUUCAUCCAAUCACGUACGGUUUUGUAUUCGGGGGUAAUUUACAACAAUGGUCCCAGUCCACUGAUCUUAUUUGUCCGUGGUGCCACUUAGAUUGUGCUCGUGCUGGUGAUAAAGGUCCUGAAGCCUUGAUUCUUCAUCUUCGAACUUGUCAUCCAAGAUUUCGUCUCAAGGUUAUGUGGGAUUCAUCACAUACACAGUUAAGCCUACAAGUUUCAUUAAAUGAAGCAUAUGACGGUUCAAAUGAUUGUGGUAUACGUAGAUGGUGUCCGAGCGGUCGGAAUAUUUUCAUUUUACGACAUCAUGUCAUUCCAUCAUCUGGUCAGUUAGUCGGUAGUUGUGCUGCCCUAGGUAUAAAUAGUAAUACCAAGCAGUCAGGUAAUCAAGGUCGUCAUUCUAUUUCUCCAACUCUGAUUGAUGCCACUGUUCGAAUUCGUUGUCCUGUUCGACGAUUGCCGUACACACAUUUGAUAUUUUGGCGUGGUGCUGAAUUAUCAACUGAUCAGUUACUUGAUCCUACAUUAUCGGUACGACCUAUGGUCACUGGACAUAAUCGUAUUUAUUAUCAUACGCGUACAUCCCAGCCUGUUCGUGCUUGUGAAUUUGAUGUGGACUCUGAAGCGGAAGAUGCUCCAGUCUGGCUUCGUCAACAUUAUCAACGCAAAGUGGAGGAGUUCACCGAUGUGAAUCCGGGUGAAAAACAAAUUAUGCAAUUGUGGAAUGCUUUACUACUAUCAAUUCGUCCAUCCGGUUUAGUUGUUUGUGAUAGUCAAGUUUUAACAUUAGUCUGUCAAUUUAUACAUCAACAUAGUCGAUGGAUUCAUAGACGACGUCUACGUACUAAUCUAUUAUUACAUUUAGUAAAUCUUGUUGAUUAUGGCUUAUUGUCAUCUAGUCAAUUACGUCAAUUAAUGUUAAUUUAUGAUAAACAUGUAGAAGAAUUAAAUCCAAUCAACAAUACAUUGGUGAAUAAUAAUCACAUGGUUAAUACACAACCAUUAUCAUCUCCAUCAAAUGCUUCAACAACAUCUUUAUUACCCGACUCUAAAUUAGUUAAUCAUCAUAUUAAUAAGUCACAACCAAUUAUUCCGCGUCUUCUUCAGAUGUUCUCUUCAACAUCUAAUUCAUAGUGCAAAAAAAUGCAGUGCUGCUUACACUCUUGUUUCCCAAUUUGUAUACUCCUCCCCUCUAUGUAUGUAUGUAUGUGUCCGUGACAUUAAUUCUUAGAAAUUUUCGAGAGACGGAUGUGUGUGUGUAUGUGAAUCGAUGCAUUUUUUUUAUUUACAGAUGUUUCCGUAUAGGCCAAAUAAAUUGUUUUUUGGAUUUUUAAUUUUCUUUUUUUUACAAUGAAAUCACACAAAACAGUAAUUAUUCUCACACAAUAAGUAUGUCUGUGUGUACGUUUCUUCUCUUCUUAGAAGGAUGCUCAAUUUUUUCUCCACUUUUCAUCUUUCCUGUGUGUUUUGUGUAGUUAUUCAAUCGUGUAAAACCUCAACAUCAUUUUGAUUGUUUUGUAUUUUUACAAAAAAAUUUCUAGAUUUUACAAAUUCCCAGGGUCUACAUGUUUGUCUAUAAACUUACGUACGUACAACUAUAUGUAAUUAUUAACGAUAAUGUGAUCGUUUUAAUUUUACAAGCUAUUUGUAUUUCUGUAGUGUGUACAAGUGUUCCUUCCACUCCCCCUUCAUUGUUGAUCGUUUAUUGAAUAUCACUUUUUCCAUUCAACAACUAUCCUCAGGGGACGUUCAUCUGCUUAGUUCCUGGUAGUGUUUUUGGUCCCUUCUGCUCUUUCAUUAUAAUAUAUAUGUGUGUGCUUUCUAUUCAACUAUAAUCUAUCUUUUGUAGCCUGUUCGUGUGCAUGUAUAUACAUACGUAUGUGUCAUGCAUAUUAUUUCGUCAAUUGUAAUAACAAAACCCUAAAAGUCUGUGCCUUCAUAUUGAUGAUGAAUUUCUAAAAAAAUGAUGAAGAGCAGUCUCAUAUUAUUAUCAUUAUUACUAGUAUUAUUAUUAUUAAUAGAAUUAUUCUUAUUAGAUUUUGUUUUCAAGAAUACAAAUGUACCAUGUAUGUACGUGUGUAUAGGUAUUCAACAACUUUCUUGUAUAUUACAAUUGUUUAUCUGUUCAAUUAUGAUUGUUUUCUUUUCUCAUGUAUAAUUCAACUGUGAGGUGAAAUGUGUAUUGUAAAGAAGAUAAGCGUAAAAAUAGUCAAGUUCAAAGGCUCAUUUAUAUUGACAAGAGAAAAUAAUGUAAUUACUAUUAUUAUAAUUAUUCUCUAGGUAGGAUUUUUAUUGUCCAUUUAUGGUUAUUAUGACUACUAUUAUUUUUAAUUUUUUAGUAAGGUAUCUUUGUUCUUUUUUCUGCUCUGAAAUUAUCAGAAGUGCAAAGUAUAGUUUAACGAAUAACUGACCUGUUUAGUCGUAUUUUUCUCCUAAUUCAAUGAACAAUGUAUAUUAUUAUGUCAUCAAAAAUAUUUUUCUAUUAGUAUUAUUAUGUAAUAACCGGUCACUGUCCUCGUUGUUGUUGUUUUUGCUGUUGUUAUGAUUAACUCAGGCUUGUUUGUGUUUCGCACAUAUUAUGAUUGAUCUUAUAACUUUUUCUACUUCCACUCAAUAACUAUUAGUUCAAUUACAUUUUUUCCGACUUAACAUGUAGCUAUGAUUUUCUCUCUGUGUGUAUGUACGUUUUCCUUAGUAUACAGGAUAAGUUUAUUUUCGUCUCGAUUAGAUUUUGGUCUCAAAUCACUUAUUCCGGUUUGCUUAUUUACUUUGACUAUUCCAGAUGAUGACAACGCGUUUCGUUCUUUAUGUUUGUAUGUUUUAGGAAUAUAUAUUUGUCUCCCUGUCCCUCCUCCUUCUGCUUAUGUUUAUAGGAGUUUUUUGUGGCGCAUUGAAUUGUGCGAACACUUAUUCUUUUAUGAUUCGUUAAUUAAUUUUUUCCUAUGUACUUAGGAUUUAUAAAUGUAAUACGUAUAUUAGCUUUAAUUGUCAUUCAAACAACUGAUGAGCAAAUUUUUCUACAUACACAUAUAUUUAUUUACUGUAACGCCAUCUUCAUGUUUGUACGUGUUUUCUACAUCCUAUUCUCAUUUCUUUCCUUUUCAUUCAAUCAUCUUUGUUUAUCUAUUCACAGGAAACUGAUUCCUAAUGUUGUCCUAUUUUAAAUUCUUUUGGCAGCUACCUGUUCUUUUAUGUGUAUAUGAUACGACCAUAUUUGUGUGUGCAUACACACACGUACAACACUUUUGAUAUCUGUAAGACUAAUGUUUCCUUUUUGAGAUGUUAUCCCUCUAUGUUUGCUUAUCGAGGAAGUUUUGUGCGUAUGUAUGUAUGUUUGUACUCGUUCCAUCUCAAUUACCCUUUACAUUUUAUACUUUUUUCAAUAUAGUGAUAGUAACAAUUUUUUGUAAAAGAUGUUUCCAUCUACUUUUUUAUACUCAAACGUAUAUAUACAUAUAUAUGUUUAGUUAUUAAGAAGGGUGCUUGAUGCACUGUAUAGGCUUUUCCUAUUUCAAAAUAAAAAUUUCUUCUAAUUAUUU